GCCAGAGCAGCACCACGGACACGGCCCGGCCUCCCGCCCGCUGGGGCGGCGGCUGCGGGGGGACCGCACGGCGGGGCCGGGCCGAGCCGCGCUCCGGCGGCGGGGCAGCUGUGCCCAUGGGGCGCGGGGGAGGGAAGAGCUCUGAUGCUUGAGGCAGCGGCGGCGAAACGGACCCGAGGGAGAGAACAGGCGGGGAAGCGACGGCGGGUCAGACCGGCACCGGGGCUCUGCUCGGACGGUUUUACUGGGCUACGUGAGCGCUCGGAGCUGACCUUCCUCCCCACCGGCCGCGGGAGCCCCGCUCGCAUCGCUCCCCGGCCGCCAGAAGCCCGGUGUUUUUCCCUCUCCCGGUCCCCGUGCCCAUCCCGGAGCGCUCCCCCUGCCGCCGCGCCGGUGCUCCCUCUCCUGGCGUGACCUUCCCAACAUGGCGGCUCCGCUCCUCCGCCGCCGCCGCCAGGGCCUCCCCGGCGAGGGGCGGGGGCGGCUGUCAGCGGGCGGGGCGGGCCCGGCCGGGCCGGGCGCUGCGGGGCGGGCCCGGCGCCGCGCACUGUGACGGGCGCUCGGCCGGCAGACGGCGGCCGCGCCGGGGUGCAGAGCCCGCCGCGCCUCCCACCGCCGCAGAGGAGCCGACGGGGAGACGGCGUCGCCUCGGCGGGGAGACGCGGGGCGAGCGGCGCUGGAAAGCCCCGACCGCCCCCGUACCUGUGCCCUCCGGGGGCGGCGAGUGGGUGUAGCCGCCGCCGAUCACCUGGGAACCCGCCCCGCAGCGCCUCCGCCUCCCGUCCUCGCCCGCCCGGGGAAGGCGCCACCGCCACUGCGAGCGAGGGAGCUCCGGGCGGCCGCGGGCGAUAGGAGCGGGGCCCGCGGGCGGAGCGAGGCGAGGGCUUGCGGCACCGGUGGGGCUCGCCCGCUCCCGGCAGCCGGGACGAGGCGGGCGGCAGGGGCGGCGGCCCCCGGCCGGCGGCGCCCGCGGCAGGAUGAACCCCAAUGUCACCUACGCCAGUCGCAAGCGGCGGAAACCUGUGCAGAAAAUUGUAAAGCCGUCCCCAGCUGAAGGAGUCAAGUCCAACCCGUCCAAGAGGCACAGGGACCGCCUGAACGCGGAGCUGGACCGCCUGGCCAGCCUGCUGCCCUUCCCGCAGGAUGUUAUUGCCAAGCUGGACAAGCUCUCUGUGCUAAGGCUCAGCGUCAGCUACCUGAGAGCUAAAAGCUUUUUUGACGUUGCAUUAAAAUCAUCAAGCUCUACCAGACCAGAAAGAAAUGGCAUUCAGGAAACCCCUAGAACAGGAAAGUGUGGAGAAGGGAUGCAGAUCCUGGAAGGAGAACUCCUAUUGCAGGCAUUAAAUGGAUUUGUGUUAGUUGUUACAGCAGAUGCUCUGGUCUUUUACGUCUCUUCUACUAUCCAAGACUACUUAGGAUUCCAACAAUCUGAUAUUAUACACCAGAGUGUAUUUGAACUGAUUCACACUGAAGACAGACCUGAGUUUCAACGACAGCUACAUUGGGCAUUAAAUCCUGCCCAGUCAGGGGAUUCUGCUCCAAGUGUACAAGGAGAUAAUGGCUUUUCACAGCCAGCAACCUAUUAUAACCCAGACCAACUUCCUCCGGAGAAUUCUUCCUUUAUGGAAAGGAAUUUCAUCUGCAGGUUACGAUGUCUCCUGGAUAAUUCAUCUGGAUUUCUGGCUAUGAAUUUUCAAGGACGACUGAAGUUUCUCCAUGGACAAAACAAGAAAGGGAAGGAUGGUGCUACUCUGUCUCCUCAGCUUGCACUGUUUGCAGUAGCUACUCCCCUGCAGCCACCAUCUAUCCUUGAGAUAAGAACCAAAAACUUCAUCUUCAGAACUAAACACAAACUGGAUUUCACACCUACUGGCUGUGAUGCAAAAGGAAAGAUCGUCCUGGGAUACACUGAAGCAGAGCUGUGUAUGAGAGGAACAGGAUACCAGUUUAUACAUGCAGCUGAUAUGCUUUAUUGUGCUGAAAAUCACAUCCGAAUGAUGAAGACAGGUGAGAGUGGAAUGACUGUAUUUAGGCUUCUAACCAAAGAAAAUCGAUGGGCCUGGGUACAGGCAAACGCACGCCUUGUCUACAAAAAUGGAAGACCAGAUUACAUCAUUGCCACGCAAAGACCUCUUACAGAUGAAGAAGGGGCAGAACAUCUACGGAAGCGUAACAUGAAGCUGCCCUUCAUGUUUGCCACUGGUGAGGCUGUGUUGUAUGAGGUAUCUUUCCCCAUGUCGAGCCUUAUGGACCCCUCUCAACCGAAGAGUAAAAGCACGGUGGGAAAAGGAGCCAAAGCAACGCUGCACGAUGACUCUGUGGAUCCAAACUCCCUCCUAGGUGUCAUGUUAAGGCAGGACGAGUCUGUUUAUCUCUGCCCUCCAGCAUCACAUAAGCUUUCUUUUGAGCGGAACUUCUUUGCAGACAGUAGGGAUGAACUGGGCGGUGUUGUUAGCAGUGGCUGGACGGACAAUCUCCUACCUGCUGGAAAUCACAGCAUUCUCAAACGAGAGCUGAUGGGCUGUUCCCCGGACAGUACUGUUCCACUUCCUGAAGACAGUGCAGCACUCUUUCAGGAUAACAAAACCAGUGAUUUGUACAGCAUCAUGAAAAAUCUGGGCAUUGACUUUGAAGAUCUAAAGUGUAUUCAGCAGGAUGAGGAGUUUUUUAAAGCUGAGUUAUCUGAUGUUGGGGAUGAUAUUGGGGACAUCAAUAUAACUGACGAAAUCCUGACUUAUGUUCAGGAUUCCUUAAAUAAAUCUGACUUCUUGUAUUCAGACUGUAACCAGCAGCAGCCCUUGGUCCAGAAUGAAGGUUGCAUGGUACAGCAAGAUCCACAUCAACUUCAUCAGCACCAGAAGCAGCUUGUAGAACAGCAACAACAGCAGCAGCAACAGCAGCUCUGUCACAAGAUGAAACAUAUGCAAGUCAAUGGGAUGUUCACAAAUUGGAGCUCUGGCAUUCCUCUUAGCUGCUCACAGGAGCAGCCCCAGCAAUACGUGUUCCCUGGCAUGCAUGCCAGUACAUCUGAGUUCUCUUACAAAUCAGAAGUUAACACUUCACCUUACGAGUGUAGGCAAGACUUUGUUCCUUACAAGCAACCCACAGCGAUGAUGCCACAGCUUUCUAAUUUUGCUCAAAUGGAUUUUCCUGCAGCAGGUUUUGAUGUAUCGACCUAUUCUGCUUCUUCCAACUUUGAGGAUUUUCUCAGUUGUCUGCAGCAAGUCCCUGAAAACCUUGAGUGUGGGGUAAACUCUGAGUCGGUUAUGCUCGCUCCUCAAACAUGCUACGCCGGCGCUGUUUCCAUGUACCCGUGCGCGCAGGAGGCACAGCCCGCCUGCGUGGACCAAAUGCAGUAUGAACCUAUGAUGACAAAUCAACAGCAGCAAACAGUGGGGAACAAGUUCCAAAAUGGUUUCAAUGGAGGAAAUGUAAAUGAAUCAUAUCCCUCACAGUUAGAUGUGAUCAGUAAUGCACAGACUGCCACACAUCUUCAGCCUCUUCAUCAUCCAAAAGAACCCAGAUCCUUCUCAGAUUUGGCAUCUAGUGGAUUUAUGUGAUUCAGAUCUAGAGCUCCAUCUGUGAUUUUGUCUGGGUGUCAGGCUGCUCUGAGGAAAAGCUUGAUAAGUCUCUCUCUGAGCGUCAGACUCUAACAGCUAAAUUGCAUUUUGAGAAUAUGAGGUUGGUUGCACUAUAUACGGGUGGACAUGUAAUUCAAGACCUGGCUUUUUAGAAUGGCAGGUGGAAUUAAAUCUUCCGAUUAAAAGUAUGCAUGUGCUGUUUUCCAUCAGGCUGACUGUGUCCUUGCAGUAUGGAUUGCAUACAUACUACAGACUAUGUCAUGCUAUGAACAUAAGAUAAGGCAAAUGGUUUUGUUUAGAAAAUAAUUGGGCACUUUACAAAUAGCAUUGAUGGCACAAGGAAGGUGAUUUCACAUGUGGAUUAUUUCCAGACUUUAUUUUUAAAAAACUAUUAAAAAGCUCUAAAUUCAUGAGAAUCAAAAGCACCUAAUUUUAAUGCAUACUAAGCUCUGUAAUCACUUAUUUUGUAUUUGAAUCCUUUUGUUUUAAGUCUCCAUUUCUAGCACUUUAAUAGAAGGCUUAAUACAAGGAUAUGAUAUGCAACUUCAGGUUUUCUAUGAAACAGACCCCUUGCAUUCCUCCUUUUCAUGUCAACCUUAAGUGCCUCACAAUUUAGCUACCUUGUUUCUGAUGGGAGUUUAUUUUAGCAAAACUCACUAUAAAUGUCAUCUCUAGUAUGUGAACUUUUAGGUAACAUUGCUACUGGCUAUGUCUUUUUCUUUCCCUCUAACAGUUAUUUGUUUAGAGAGUGACUUAAUUCACCUGUGGAUUUGUUACACUAUUAUCAGGAGUUGUUAAUGUUUUGAGUUCAGUUCAGCUAAAGAAUCUGAGUUAAUUCUAUACUGCUUUUCUGCUUUCUUCAGGUAAUACAGGGUAUAUUAAAAAAGCAGAUUUUGCUGAGGGGGAGGAGCAGAUCCUCAGGAUUAGUUUUAGAUUAUUAAUGCUGAAAAACAUGUGCCUUAUCUUGUGUUAAAACGCUCAUAAUGUUCUUUAGAAAUAAUACAAGGAUGCUCUAUGCAAAUAUUUUCAUUAAAAUGGGUAUUGAAAAGGAUUGCAUUUUCAAUAAAAGGGGUAAAGGAGUCUCACUAGUGAUUGGCAUUGACAUUUUGACUGCAAUUUUCAAUGUUAUUAGUGGGGAAAGGGUCAAUUUGGUUUCAGUUUUAUCCCCGACAAAUUGCACUGCAAAGAACAGAGAGGUUAUUCUUCUUGUGUAUGUUGAUCCAUUUGGAGAGCUUUGUGCAAAAUAUGAAAUUGGGGAAAGAAAAAAAUCAUUAGAGAAAUUCUUCUUGCAAUAGGUUUUAUUUUCAGGAAAAAACCCAAACUAAACAUAUCCACUAAACAUUCUGGGGUGGUUUUUUUUGCUUUUAUCUGAGGACUGUAAAAUUGCAGACACCAAUGUUUGGUGCAAAAUAAUAAUCUACGUGAAAAAUACAGAAAUGUGUAUAUGUUCAAAAUGUUUCAUACUCUUGUGUGUUGUAUAGUUCAUAUAUAAUAAAAUGUCUUUGUAAAAUAUUUUAAACAGUUAAUUUUAAAGUAUUACAUCAUUAUAUGUUAAGAACAAUUUUAUUACAUUUGUUAUAUAUAAUGUAAAAUGGCAAUUUAGCCAAUUUGUUUGAAACAGGUAAAAGUAAAUUGGCUCCCUCCGGAUAGUUGUUAAUAUUGUUUAAUAAAGGACAAUCACUUAAAAUCAGAA
This is a messenger RNA of Prinia subflava (tawny-flanked prinia), 5274 nucleotides long. RefSeq names its product aryl hydrocarbon receptor (gene AHR). Gene Ontology annotation, molecular function: protein dimerization activity; nuclear receptor activity; transcription cis-regulatory region binding. The transcript is spliced from 13 exons. The record is from RefSeq and is a predicted model, not a curated record. Bases 978 to 3560 code for a protein of 860 amino acids. Gene Ontology annotation, cellular component: aryl hydrocarbon receptor complex; nucleus. Gene Ontology annotation, biological process: response to xenobiotic stimulus; xenobiotic metabolic process; regulation of transcription by RNA polymerase II. NCBI's taxonomy places the organism in Eukaryota, Metazoa, Chordata, Aves, Passeriformes, Cisticolidae.